GCCGGCCCGGAGGAGCCGAGGGGGCCGCCGCUCGCCCAGCCUGCCCGACGACAUGGGGACUCUCAGGCCCAGGCGUGCUGGUCACCAUGACAACAGAGACAGGCCCCGAUUCUGAGGUGAAGAAGGCUCAGGAGGAAGCCCCGCAGCAGCCUGAGGCAGCCGCUGCUGUGACCACCCCUGUGACUCCUGCAGGCCACGGCCACCCAGAGGCCAACUCCAAUGAGAAGCAUCUGCCCCAGCAGGAAACUCGGCCUGCUGAACAGAGCCUAGACAUGGAAGAGAAGGACUACAGUGAGGCUGAUGGCCUGUCAGAGAGGACCACACCCAGCAAGGCUCAGAAAUCGCCCCAGAAGAUUGCGAAGAAAUACAAGAGUGCCAUCUGCCGGGUCACUCUGCUCGAUGCCUCUGAGUAUGAGUGUGAGGUGGAGAAACAUGGUCGGGGCCAGGUGCUGUUUGACCUGGUCUGUGAGCACCUCAACCUCCUGGAGAAGGACUACUUUGGCCUGACCUUCUGUGAUGCCGACAGCCAAAAGAACUGGCUGGACCCCUCCAAGGAAAUCAAGAAGCAGAUCCGGAGUAGCCCAUGGAAUUUUGCCUUUACAGUAAAGUUCUACCCUCCUGACCCUGCCCAGCUGACAGAAGACAUCACGAGAUACUACCUGUGCCUGCAGCUGCGGGCAGACAUCAUCACAGGCCGGCUGCCCUGCUCCUUUGUCACACAUGCCCUACUGGGCUCCUACGCUGUGCAGGCAGAGCUGGGUGACUACGACGCCGAGGAGCAUGUGGGCAACUAUGUCAGUGAGCUCCGCUUCGCCCCUAACCAGACCCGGGAGCUGGAGGAGAGGAUCAUGGAGCUACACAAGACAUACAGAGGCAUGACGCCAGGAGAAGCUGAAAUUCACUUCCUAGAGAACGCCAAGAAGCUUUCCAUGUAUGGGGUAGACCUGCACCAUGCCAAGGACUCCGAGGGCAUCGACAUCAUGUUAGGCGUCUGUGCCAAUGGCCUGCUCAUCUACCGAGACCGGCUGAGAAUCAACCGUUUUGCCUGGCCCAAGAUUCUCAAGAUCUCCUAUAAGAGGAGUAACUUCUAUAUCAAGAUUCGGCCUGGGGAGUAUGAACAGUUUGAGAGCACAAUAGGCUUUAAGCUCCCAAACCACCGGUCAGCUAAGAGACUUUGGAAGGUCUGCAUUGAGCAUCACACAUUCUUCCGGCUGGUGUCCCCUGAACCCCCACCUAAGGGCUUCCUGGUGAUGGGCUCCAAGUUCCGGUAUAGUGGGAGGACCCAGGCACAGACCCGCCAGGCCAGCGCCCUCAUUGACCGGCCUGCACCCUUCUUUGAGCGUUCCUCUAGCAAACGGUACACCAUGUCUCGCAGCCUUGAUGGAGCAGAAUUCUCCCGCCCAGCCUCAGUCAGUGAGAACCAUGAUGCAGGACCUGAUGGUGACAAGAGGGAGGAGGAUGGCGAGUCUGGUGGGCGGCGGUCAGAGGCCGAUGAAGGAGAGGUCAGAACCCCCACCAAGAUCAAGGAGCUAAAGUUCUUAGACAAGCCAGAGGACGUCUUGCUGAAGCACCAGGCCAGCAUCAAUGAGCUUAAGAGGACCCUGAAGGAACCCAACAGCAAACUAAUCCACCGGGAUCGAGACUGGGAGCGGGAGCGCAGGCUACCCUCCUCGCCCGCCUCGCCCUCCCCCAAGGGCACGCCUGAGAAAGCCAAUGAGUCCCAGAGGACCCAGGACACCUCUCAGCAGGACUUGGUACCUGAGCCUGGAACAGACAUAGGCUUGGAAGUGUUCACUCAGAAAAGCCUCGCAGCAUCUCCUGAGGGUUCAGAACAUUGGGUACUUAUAGAAAGGCAGUACACUAGGCCAGAAGAACUCAGUCUCCUGAAAGUCGCCACGACACAGCAGGAAGAAAGUGGGGCAGGCCAUGCAGAUAUCUUUGCUGAUGGCAGACUCUCCAAAGUAGACGUUCUAGUGGACAAGUUUAAAGUUGAAGUGGCCACAGAAGAAACGGGGGAAACCAGAAGGACAAACACCCAGCAACGAGGGAGGGUGAUUGCAAGUCCUGAAGAUAUUGAAUCAGUGUGGGAGGAAAGACCCUGGAUCAGGGAAGGCCUGGGAGGGGCUUCCCUGGCUGCAAGCUGCGCGUUGGUAGAAAAGCUCCAAGAGGGCUCCCAGCUCAGGGUGGGCACUGGGGAGGCAAUCAUCAGGAACCACCAUGUCUCAGCUGGUCAGCAGGAAAGUCACACGGAGCUGAGCAAGGAGCUGGAGGAGUUCCAGACUUGUGGGAGACCCACUGCUCCAGGGACCACGACAGCAGAGGUGGACCUCCUGUCUCCAGCCUCUGACAAGGGAGUACUCCAGUCAUUUCUGCUGGACCCAGCCCAUGCAGAAGCCAGAGCCGACUCAAGUGAUGAAACCGAUACCUCCUUUGCUGAAAGGAGCUUCUAUUUAAACUACGGAGAGAAAGACUCUGAAGACCAAGUCCUCCCUUCCCACCUGGAGGAGAGAGAAGAGCACCCAGUUGCCGCUCCUGUUGAUGAGACCAGGCUGGAGCUCUUAGAGGAGCUCCCAGAGUGCUCUGUGGUAAAUUCCUCAGAUCAGCCAGGCUCUGCUGCAGGUCUUGGCAGAAACAAAGACGAAACCCACACAACUUCUUCAGAGAAAGGAACAGGACCCCCCAAGAAGCAUGGAAGACCAGAUGACCUUAAGGCCUUUGUUGAGCAGCUCAGUAAAGGCCCUUCUCCAGAGCAGACAUUUGCUGAGAACUGGGAAGAAGUCCAGCAGGGGGUGGGAGGAGAGUUGACUCACCCAACAGCCAGUGCAUCCAAAGAGGAAGAGACCCCUGUGAAUGGAGAUUUGAGGGGAAAGGUUGAGAAAAGCUCCUCAGCAGAACUGAAGAACCACUCACCUGACAGAAGAAGGGGUGUACACCCAGACCUUGAGGUCUGUGCCCUUCCUUGUACCAUCCCUCCUAAUGAUGUAAGUAAACCAGCCAAACUGGGCAGAGAAAGGGGACUGUUUCACACCCAAACAGGAGAACCUGCGACAGAGGACAGUGAGGCCUCAGCAUUUCUUCAGAUGGAGGUAAUCACCCCUAUUCCAGUCUCUCCUGAUCAGCUCGAGGCUCUGGCAGCUCCAGAGGAAGCUUCUCAAAACCCAGCCCCUCAUGGGUCAGUGGAGCCUUUGGAGCUCAGGGAUCCCUUUGGAGACCAGCGCCCUGUAUUUCUCAAACAUGUCCGUUCUCCCAACCAGAGCCUUGAUCCCAAGGACCUAGUAAGGUUAGUUGUGGCCCCCGAUGGAGGUGAGCGCAGGGCACCUCCCAUCACCAGCAGAAAGCCCAGAAUUGUCCCUGAAGAAGCUGAGGGAGCCAUAGCCCUGGGAUUGGUGUUCUCUUCAGGGAACCAAAAGGAGAUGACCUCUUUCCAGGCUGGGGGCCAAGAAGGCUCCCUGGAAGAUAUUAGCAAGACCUCAGUGGCCAACAAAAUUAGGAUAUUUGAGACCCACGGAGCUGAAACUUCCCGAGCGAGUCAGGGUGAAACAAAGGCCUUUCCAAAUGAGUUGUCUCCAGAGGCCUCCACAGGCCAGGUAGAGGAACAGCGGAAUAAGCUUUUAGACCUGGGUGUCAUCCAGCUGCAGCCCCCAGGGGACUUUGCCAGCCCGAAAGUCACACUUCCUUCAAUGAUGCUUCUGGCUACCAGACACUUUGGGAAUGGCAUUUCUACCACAUCCCACCAGGAAAGAUGCAUGGAACUAGAGUUCUUGUCCCCUGAUUCAGGCUGUGAAACCACGCUGGAGGAAGCCACUGGGAACAAAUCCGGAGAUGCGGUCAGGGAAGAGAAGCACCUCACCAGCUUAGCAGUGGACACCCCUGGGAAGGGAGGGCGCCUGAGAUUCACCGGCCCCUCAGGCCCUCAGAGAGCAGGGCUAAGGGAGGGCUCGGAGGAGAAAGUCAAACCACCACGUCCCAGGGCCCCAGAGAGCGACACAGGAGACGAGGACCAGGAUCAGGAGAGGGAUGCGGUGUUCCUGAAGGACAACCACCUGGCCAUUGAGCGCAAGUGCUCCAGCAUCACAGUCAGCUCCACGUCCAGCCUGGAGGCUGAGGUGGACUUCACGGUUAUCGGCGACUACCACGGCAGCGCCUUCGAAGACUUCUCCCGUAGCCUGCCUGAGCUCGACCGAGACAAAAGCGAUUCAGAAACUGAAGGCCUAGUGUUCUCCCGGGAUCUCAGCAAGGGGGCCCCCAGCCAGGAUGAUGAGUCUGUGGAAAUCGAGGACAGCCCGGAUCGAGGGGCCUGCUCCACCCCAGAUAUGCCCCAGUUUGAGCCAGUGAAAACAGAAACCAUGACUGUCAGUAGCCUGGCCAUCAGGAAGAAGAUUGAGCCAGAGGCUGUACUGCAGACCAGAGUCGCCACUGUGGACACCACCCAGGUUGAUGGGAGUGCUCCAGGGGGGAAGGAGUUCAUAACAACUACCCCCUCCAUCACCACAGAGACCAUAUCAACCACCAUGGAAAACAGUGUCAAGUCCGGGAAGGGGGCAGCUGCCAUGAUCCCAGGCCCACAGACGGUGGCCACGGAAAUCCGUUCUCUUUCUCCGAUCAUCGGGAAAGAUGUCCUCACCAGCACCUACGGCGCCAUCGCGGAAACCCUCUCAACCUCCACCACCACCCAUGUUACCAAAACUGUGAAAGGAGGGUUUUCUGAGACAAGGAUCGAGAAGCGAAUCAUCAUUACUGGGGACGAAGAUGUCGAUCAAGACCAGGCUCUGGCUUUAGCCAUCAAGGAGGCCAAACUACAGCAUCCUGACAUGCUGGUAACCAAAGCUGUCGUAUACAGAGAAACAGACCCAUCCCCGGAGGAGAGGGACAAGAAGCCACAGGAAUCCUGACCUCUGUGAAGAGAUGCUGGCAUUUCUGGUCCAACCCAAGCCAGAGAACCGUUAAGAAGGGGCCUUCAUUCUGGAUUCUCCGACUCAACACCGACGUCCCAGCUGCGACGGACUGUCACUGAUGAGAAACUGGGAAAGGAAAAGCAUAUAUAUAUAGAUAUAUAGAGAUAUAGAUAUAUAUACAGGAAACACCGCGUCCUUGCACUGCUGCUGGAGCUGGCUGAGCAGUCAGCGACAGCAACAACCAACAUCUCAACACCUACGUUUUCCUUUGCAGACAAACUAAAGAAUUGGUGGAAUUUUUUUCAAGAAAAAAAAAAAAAAUACAUGACAACAAUAAUCCCUUGCUCCGCGGUUCCCCAGCCUAAUGACAAAAGCAAGCCAGACCAUUCUGAUUGUAGAAGUACAACAUGACUCUGGUUCUGCACGUUACAUUUAGUGGACGAGCAUUCCAUUUGUUUUUCCACCGUCUGUUGCCCACUUGAAUGCAAAGGAAAAUACUUUUGCAAGCAAAGCAAGAGAAGUCGCAGCAGCAAGACACGCACAGUCAAACAUUUUCCAAGAAAGAAAAUUCCCCACUUAGAAAGGAGGAGGAGGAACACUGGAUUAUUAUUUUUUGGGUCUUGACACUGGGCUGCAAAAUCCACCUUCCUUUCUACAGCCUCCCCUCACCCUCGACUCUCACGCGUCUUGUCGUCAUUUUCUGUCUCGGCUCCCUCCUCCCACUUCCCCACCCUCUGUGUCCUGGUCCUGCUGAGGGCCACCGCAGAUGAUUCUCAUUUGAAACGAGAAAAAGAAAGGAAAAGAAAGCAAGAACAGAAAACCAAGCCACAGAGGGGAAGUAGACAUUGUAUGUUUAUGGUUUCUCAUUAUGAAGGUGCAGCUUGUAGGAGAUUUGUAUGGAUGUGCUUCUAAGUUAUGUAUAUUACAUAUAACAGGAAACAAAUAUUAAAAUAAACAGUGCUGGUAAGUAUGAAGCUGACAUUUUAAAAUUCUAAUUAUCUGACUGUGAUUGAUGUAUUCCAAGGUUCCUAGAUCUCACUGAACUGGCCCAGCUAAGGAGACCCGGACUCUGGGUGUGGGCUGGCUCACAGUAGGGGCUGCCAGCUUCAGUGUAGUAAUACAGUGUGUGGUGUUUGUAAUUGGUUGAUUGGUGGGGAGGGUGGGGUCACCAAAUGGAGGGGAGAGGCUUGGCAAGAAAGAAGCAACACAGAUAUGGUCCAGAACAUGCUGGUCCGUGAUGCCUUCCCCCCAGGCAUGGCAGCCAGGGCCUGGUCUGUGUGCAGGCAUGGGGUCCAGUGUUAGGAUUCGGCUGUGCAGAUACCCCCAGCAGAGGUCUUCUGGCUCAGUUCCCCUACCUCUGUAGGGGUCUUGCUUUGGUUUUUAGUCCUCUCUUUUUUGCCACGUGUCUUGCUCUUCUCAUUGUGGUAACUAACUCCACAUCCAAAGGGAGGUGGGCCCUGGUCACGGACAGGAUGGGGGCUUUAACCCGGUUGUCUAAACAUUUUCAACUCAUUCUCUUCCUCUACCCCUUCCGUAUUCUGAAUCAUUUACCUUUCCUGGGCCAGAGUAGCCAUGGUAAAGAGGCCGUGAACACAGGGCAGCCCUGAUAGGUCUAAAUUGCAUUUCCGAAGGCCCCAGCUGAGGGUGAAAGGUGGUGUUACUCAAAGGCUUGAUCUAUCUAUGUAUAAGGCCCUGGCUUUGGAGACCUCCCCUUCCACUGGCAUCUGAGCCCUGAGCCUGUGUCCUUGGAGUCCCAACAAUUGCCUCGAGACCACAGAAGACCUUGGAGAAGAUCCUAUCCCAAGUUUGGCAUUUCCCUCGGGCACACACAGGCUUUCCCAGACUUGCCUGCCAAAAGCUGCUUCCUUGAGCUCAGAGAGUCCCUCUCCGAGGGGAAAUGUCCCACUGCACUUUAAUUUCUCAGUCCCUUUUGACCUCCCCAGUCCUGCUUCUAAAGCAGCCAGUGAAUUCGUUCAUUACAUAUUUAUUACCUACCUGUGCCAGGCACCAUUCUAGGGCUGAAGGAGAAAGUGUGAGGGGAGGGGAGGGAUGUGGAAAGCCGUCUGAGCCAGCCUUAGCAUCUCCAACCAUGGCUGGUCCCUCUGAGAGCAUUCCCUUCAUUGCCUUCAAGUUAUCCUGACAUUGCCCAGGAUAGAUGCACCCCCUUGACGUUUAGCAGGUACCCCAACAUACACACUUCACUGUUAGCUGGUGCUGGCCCAGGAAAGCAUUUGCCUCUGUGGGCAAAUGGGAAGAACGGGCAGAGAGCCCUGCACCAGGGCCAGGCUCCGAUGGCAGAGUCAGCCGCCUUCCCCCAGACCAGGCCGGUGGGCCCACUCCAGCUCCCCUGAGUGCGGGGCACACUUCCCACACACCAGGUUCUUUUUACAACCCUGGUGGAGAAACCACAGAACCUUCUUCCUACCCUUCUCAACUUGAGAACUCUCGCUCUUUUUGGCCAAGAAAGAAGCUGGUGUAGUUCCAUCCUCUCUGGGCCACUCUGUCUUUGUAGGAAUCAGGUGGUCUGAGCAGGAUGGGCACACCUCAGAGGAAGGAUCUUUGUUCUGGAUUUUGCCUCUGACCCCACUCCCCACUGAGAGUGUGACUUCAGGGUAGGGACGAGGUAACCAGGGUUUGGGAAGCUUUCAUCCUACGAGUUCUGUGACCUUCCUUCCACGGAGAGGCAGGUAGCGCCACCAGAGGAGAGGAGUGGCAAAGCCAAAUCUAGGGCACUGUUUCCUUCCCAUCCUCCUCUUCAGAGAGAACAUAGACACUUGUCUGUCUUCAACCUACUUUUCCUUUUUUGUCUUUUACGGUUCUCAUCCUUUCUGUACUGCCUCUCCACCCAGGAGGCUAAGUGGAAAAAUCCCCCGUGGGCAGUAAGGAGUGGCCAUCCUGGCUCAGCCUCUAACUCACCUUGUGACAUCGGACCAACUGCUUCCUGUUUUUAGGCCUCAGUUUCCCCACUCACAAAAUGAGCAAGUUGAACCAGAUGCUCACCAGGGGCUUUUCCCACUCUGCCAUCCUCCAGAUCGUCAUUUUCUCUUACUUUGCUUUCUCGGGAUCUUUUCCAUUGGGAGGGUAUAAGAAGUGCCAGGACCUGUUUCAGUUUUUUAAUCCUGCAACCACAUUCCAAGACUGGCCUGAAAUUGCAUGAGCAACAUCACUCUAAAUAAUUUUUUUUUUCAAAAGCACCUUACCAACCAACUGCGAUGCUGUCCUGUUCCUUUACUCACACCCCUCUCUCCUCUCUCGUCCCAGCGCUCCCCCACCUCAGUGCUCUGUGCUGUAUGCGUGUGCUCUCUGUUCUUGUAUACUCAAUAAAAGUGAAAUAAAUGUGUUUGAUGCUGAACCACAAA
Messenger RNA from Loxodonta africana (African savanna elephant), 8254 nucleotides. RefSeq names its product erythrocyte membrane protein band 4.1 like 1 (gene EPB41L1). NCBI's taxonomy places the organism in Eukaryota, Metazoa, Chordata, Mammalia, Proboscidea, Elephantidae. The coding region runs from base 87 to 4892 and encodes 1601 amino acids. The transcript is spliced from 24 exons. Gene Ontology annotation, molecular function: structural molecule activity; actin binding. The record is from RefSeq and is a predicted model, not a curated record. Gene Ontology annotation, cellular component: plasma membrane; cytoskeleton. Gene Ontology annotation, biological process: cortical actin cytoskeleton organization.